UAAAAUAAGUGCAACGUUUAUUAAUAAGUGUGUUUUUCAUUUGUAUUUCGUUUCAAAAGAUUACUAACGAAGUGGCGUCUCUGAUAGCUUAAAAUGAGUAAAAGACGCCGGGCCUCGUCGGUGGCGAGCCGCGGGGCUGAUGGUGAUGAUAGUGAUGAUGCCGUGGAGCUGAGUAACCCAGGACCUCCACCUUCGCGUAAGAAGAAAAAAUUAGAGCCGAGUGAAAUAUGCCAACAGUUGUAUGACACAAUUCGGUCAUUCAAAAAAGAGGAUGGUUCUCUCUUGUGUGACUCAUUCAUCCGAGCUCCAAAGAGACGGCAGGAGCCACAGUACUAUGAAGUUGUUUCACAGCCUAUUGAUUUACUAAGGGUGCAACAAAAGCUGAAAACGGACACAUAUGAGGACAUUGAAGAAUUAUCUGCAGAUAUAGAGCUACUAGUUAACAAUGCAAAGGCAUUCUACAAACCUGAUUCAGUAGAGUACAGAGAUGCAAUCGAUUUAUGGAAACUUUACACGCAGAGCAGACAAACCCUUGAAAAUGGUGAGGAAAUAAAAACACCAAAAGUAUCCCGCAAUGGAUCAUCAAGUAGAAGAUCUGAUGUUGCUGAGGAUUUAUCAGAAACAUCUACCAACAAUGAAGAUGAUAACAUUUUUGAAGAACUGUUUAGUGCUGUUAUGACAGCUAAUGUGGACGGGCGACCUCUUUACCCUCAGUUCCAAUUUCUUCCAUCAAAACGUCGAUAUCCAGAAUACUAUAAUGUAAUAGAUUCACCAAUAGACUUGAAGACAAUAGCUCAGAAGAUACAAGCCGGUGAAUAUUCAAAUCUUACAGAACUGGAGAGAGAUCUAUUGUUGAUGGUCAGAAAUGCCUGUCUCUUUAAUGAACCUGGAAGUCAGAUUUAUAAAGAUGCAAAGACUUUGAAAAAGAUAAUACAAGUACGUAAGCAAGAGAUCGACCAGCAUGGCCGAGGUGGUCCAGCAAAGACGUCAGAACGCAUUAGAAGUAAGAGGUCUUCCCGCGUGGGUCCUGUACCCAGCAGUCGCGCUCUAGCUAUCAUGGACCCACUGGGAUCUGAAGCGGAGAGUGAAGUCAAGCACUCUGACGAUAGUGGUGGGGACAGUGAUGAUGAUAAAGUUGAUAAUGAGGACACGCCGCAGUGGAAACUUCUAGAGACCAUCCGUAACCACCUUGGACCUAAUGGUACACCAAUGGCUGAACCAUUCUGGAAGCUUCCAUCACGUCGAGAGUAUCCUGAUUACUACAAGGAGAUUAAGAAUCCAAUGUCAUUGAAUCAAAUCAAGAAUAAAAUACGUCGCGGUAGCUACGGUACUGUGUCAGAAGUUGCGGGCGAUAUGAAUAUCAUGUUUGAAAACGCCAAACAAUAUAAUGUACCUAGCUCUAGAUUGUAUAAGGAUGCUGUUAAAUUGCAAAGAUUAAUGCAACAACGUGUUCAAGAACUGUUAGACAUCGUGCAGAGUUCCUCGAGUGAUGAUGAAAGUCUGUCUUCAGUUAAGAAUACUCAAACACAAAUCGCAACACCCCGACCAAGAGGACGUCCACGUAUAAAUCCAUUGCCAUCAUCAGUUCAAUCACCAGCUCCGAGUUUACCCAAACCAAAUAUGCCGUUGAAGAAAAAACUACAUUAUAUAUCAAAACAUUUGGUUGAAUUCACAUGUUCAGACGGUAGACAACCUAUGUUGUUGUUUAUGGAGAAACCAAGCAAGAAAUUAUAUCCGGAGUACUAUAAUGUUAUUGAAAGACCUAUUGAUAUGAUCACUAUUGAAGCUAAUAUUAAGAAUGACCGUUACAACAGUAUUGACGAGUUAGUCGCCGACUUUAGUUUGAUGUUCUCGAACUGUCGACAGUUCAAUGAAGAAGGUUCUAUGAUAUAUGAAGACGCGAUACUUCUAGAACGUGUUAUGAAUGAAAAGUUGAAAGAACUGAACUCAGUAAAUUACGAGAAGAAAACACCAGUAAAGACAUGCAAACCUGUCAAAACUAGACAGCUGUCGCCAUUUGAACAGAAAUUAAGGACUUUGUAUGGUGCUAUACGUGAUUAUAGAGAUCCUAAAGCAUAUCGACAACUAGCCUUAAUAUUUAUGAAACUGCCAAGUAAAAUAGAAUAUCCGGACUAUUACGAAUUAAUAAAAAACCCAAUUGACAUGGAAAAGAUUGCCCACAAAUUGAAACAUGGUUCAUAUAACUCUGUUAAUGAAUUGGCCUCGGAUUUCAUAUUGAUGUUUGACAAUGCUUGCAAAUAUAAUGAACCAGAUUCACAAAUAUAUAAAGAUGCAUUGAUACUGCAGAGAGUUUGUUUGCAAACUAAACAAAUGUUGAGGGAAGAUGAGGAUGCUGUGCCCGACGUGCCCGCUGCUGUACAAGAUCUAUUGCUCACUUUGUUCACCUCUGUUUACAAUCAUCAGGAUGAAGAGGGCAGAUGUUAUUCAGACAGUAUGGCAGAGUUGCCAGAACAUGACGAAUCUUCUAACGGUGAGAAAGUGCGCGCCAUCUCAUUAGACUUAGUGAAGAGACGUCUGGACAAGGGGCUAUAUAAACGUCUUGAUCACUUCCAACAGGAUAUGUUUGCUGUAUUUGAAAGAGCUCGUCGUCUUUCUCGCACCGAUAGCCAGAUCUUCGAGGACUCAGUAGAACUGCAGACGUACUAUACGGAACAACGUGACUUGCUGUGUCGCGGCGUGCUGCAGUCUCCCGCACUAGCCUUCACACGAGACGCGAUAGCCACCAGCGUUGAGCUGGUGAAGCAGUGCAAGCUGCUGCAGGAGAAUGAAGAUGAGGAUGAGACCAGGUCCAGUACAGACGAUUCGAUGCCCGCGGGCGCUGCGCCGCUGAAGACUCAGUACAAUAAGGGAGACUUCGUGUACAUACAACCUGAUAAAGGCAACAAAGAACCCUCCAUAGUGCAAGUCGAGAGGGUCUGGACAAAUAACGAGGGUGUACCCAUGAUGUACUGCAACGCUUACUUUAGGCCUCAAGAGACGUUCCACGUGCGCACGCGCAAGUUCCUCCAGCAAGAAGUGUUCAAGACGGAGACUCACCGCGCAGUACCGCUUGAUCAAGUCAUAGGACGCUGUUACGUCAUGAAUGUAAAAGAAUACUUCAAGUUCAGACCUGAAGGCUACGCGGACAAAGACGUGUACGUAUGCGAGAGUCGCUACAGCACCAGGUACCGCUUGUUCAAGAAGAUUAAAGUGUGGGAGGGUGCGGAAAAAGAGGUCACCCUCAUACCAAGAGAUGUACCCUUAGAACCAAACAGGACGGUGUCUGUGUUCAGAGAGCGAGUGGAGAAGCACAAAGACGAACUGGCGGAGUUAGAAGUGUUGGAGAAUAUACAGGAAAAAGAUAGACCGGAUGUUGUAAUGUACAAUCCGUUGGGCACUGACGAUGAGAACACUUACUACGAGCAGUAUAACACUGUGUGCUCCGGUGUGGUCAAGACUGGAGACUAUGUGUAUGUGGUGACUGAUGGCGGCAAGCAGAUGAUAGCGCAAGUUGACACAAUAUGGGAGACUGGCGACAAUAAAUGUUACUUCCGCGGACCUUUCCUCAUCUUUCCUGCUGAAGUCGCGAACGUUAUAAACAAGCCGUUUUAUAAACAAGAGGUAUUGUUAACAACUAUGCACGACACUAGCCCAUUGGUGGGCAUCGUGGGCAAGUGCGCCGUACUUGACUACGAUGAUUACCUCAAAUGUCGUCCUACAGAGAUAGCGGAGAGUGAUGUGUUUGUCUGUGAGUCUGUGUAUGAUGAAUCUAACCGAGUGGCGCGCAAACUGAAGACUGGACUCAGAAAGUUUGAGCACACCAAAGAUGUUACUGUCGAUGAGAUCUACUUCUUCCCGAAGCCGCUGGGUCCGCCGGCGCUCGCCUCAGCGCAGGAGGUGCAGUCCUCGUCUACGGCGUUCACACAGAAGCCCUUUAAUCCCAACAUUAACAUUGACUCCAUGGAUGGCAAGCCUCAGUUUACGAACCUCAUCAACACAACCAUCGGCAGCCAGGAUGUGGAGAUGAUACUGGAGAACUCACUUGACGACUCCUCAAUGGCCUCUCCCGCUACACCGCUAUCUAUUGGUGGUAACAGCAACCCGUACAAUCCGUCAAUGACACCGUCGGCCAGCAACGAGCGCUCCAACCCGGCGAGCACACCCGCCACCAGCAAGAAGAAGAAGGAACAGAAGCAGAAGAUUGUCACAGGAUACAUAUUGUAUUCGAGUGAGGUCCGCAAAGCUAUCGUCGCUAACAACCCAGAGUCUACCUUUGGCGAGAUAUCCCGCAUAGUGGGCAACGAGUGGCGCUCUCUGCCGGCCGCCACCAAGCAGAGCUGGGAGGAGCGAGCAGCGCGAUGCAACGAGGAGACCUCCGCGAGACUCGCUGAAGAGAUGAGGGAACUCGCACAACAUACCCCCAUGGAAAUGACAUACGAAUGUGCAUGGGACACUUGCGACUAUCAAUUCGAAGAUCUCGCUGAUUGUAUGGAGCAUUGUAUUGGUGAUGGAGGAAACAUGAUUGGGACAUUUAUUGAGACAAAGAAGAGUAAACUUGAACCGGGUCACGUGCAGCUGCACUACCGCGCACUGGGCAGCGGCGCUAGCGGCGAGUACGCAUGCGCGUGGCGCAGCUGCGCGCGAGUGCGCAAGGGACAAGCUCCCUUCCCCAAUCUGCCGAGACUGCUGCGCCAUGUGAGAGAUCUGCACGUCAACAAGGGCAAUGGCAGGAUCAUGGCGGUGCACGAACGGUCCAGGAACUUUGUGCCGUCGAGUAAAAAGCCGGUAAAGACUUUUAUGACCAACUUCCGUAGCGGAAUCAUGUCGCCAGCGUCGUUAUCCGGCAUGUCGCCAAUGGCACGCAACAGUCCGUCGCCGGGCGCGGGCGUUGGUAUCACUUCAAGCGCAGAUGGCGCUGCGAGCGCACGCGCAGGUCCCGAGCCGAUAUUCGUAGCCGCACCUCCCAGAGCACAACGACUUACCCAUUCUGAAGCUUACAUAAGGUACAUCGAAGGUCUUCAUUCAGAGCAGAAGUACAUCACACCUUGGGAGAAGUCUCUAACACCAAUGCCAUCCAAUCCUGACCCUGCUCACUUCAACGUACAUAAACUGUCACAAUGGAUGUCAGAAGAUGCUGUCAAUGGAUAUCUAGCAUAUGACAAAAGUCUCACCGAAAAUGACAUACAAAAAAUGGAUCAAAGUACUAAGAUAGUGAAAGCUAUAUGUGUGCUAAGAGAUUAUAUGAUGAGAGAUGCACUCGCUAUAUACAAGAAUAUGUAAAUCAUUGUUUUAAAGACAUAUUAUUAAAAAAAAAUAUGA
Papilio machaon (common yellow swallowtail) is the source of this 5319-nucleotide messenger RNA. RefSeq names its product protein polybromo-1 (gene polybromo). Gene Ontology annotation, cellular component: RSC-type complex. The record is from RefSeq and is a predicted model, not a curated record. The transcript is spliced from 33 exons. NCBI's taxonomy places the organism in Eukaryota, Metazoa, Arthropoda, Insecta, Lepidoptera, Papilionidae. Gene Ontology annotation, molecular function: protein binding; chromatin binding. Gene Ontology annotation, biological process: chromatin remodeling. Bases 94 to 5280 code for a protein of 1728 amino acids.